Molecule: messenger RNA, 298 nt
Organism: Carlito syrichta (Philippine tarsier)
Lineage: Eukaryota; Metazoa; Chordata; Mammalia; Primates; Tarsiidae
Product: sodium/potassium-transporting ATPase subunit beta-3-like
Biological process (GO): intracellular potassium ion homeostasis; intracellular sodium ion homeostasis; sodium ion export across plasma membrane
Cellular component (GO): sodium:potassium-exchanging ATPase complex
Molecular function (GO): ATPase activator activity
Source: RefSeq, a predicted model, not a curated record
AUGCUAUCUGAAGGUGACAUCCUGUUCUCUUCUGUCUUCUCUCCUUAUUUUUGGCUGCCUGGUUUGAUCUUGCUCUUCUACCUAGUUUUUUAUGGGUUCUUGGCUGCACUGUUCUCAUUUACAAUGUGGGUUAUGCUUCAGACUCUGAAUGAUGAGGUUCCAAAGUAUCGUGACCAGAUUCCUAGUCCAGGACUUAUGGUUUUUCCAAAACCAGUGACUGCGUUGGAAUAUACAUUCAGUGCUUCUGAUCCAAGUUCCUAUGAAGGGUACAUUAAAGACCUUAACAAGUUUCUAAAGC